CAGUCAGCGGUUGCCAUGGCGACGUUUGACGUCACGGUCCCGCGCCCUGCCCCUGCUCCAGGGGCUGGUGUGAUUGGAGGGAAACCCCGUGCACCAGAUCGAAACGGACCGCCGGAGGAGUGUGGCUUUGUAGCCCGAGCGAGUCGACAGUCACCGCGGACGCAGUCAGACCCAGCAACAAUGGACAAGACAGAGCUGGUACAGAAGGCUAAGCUGGCCGAGCAGGCAGAGCGCUAUGACGACAUGGCAUCAGCCAUGAAGGAAGUUACGGAGCAAGGUGGCGAGCUCUCAAACGAGGAGCGCAACCUGCUCUCUGUGGCCUACAAGAAUGUGGUGGGUGCCCGGCGCUCCUCCUGGCGCGUCAUAUCCAGCAUCGAGCAGAAGACUGAGGGUGGUGAGAAGAAGCAGCAGAUGUCCAGGGAAUACCGAGAGAAGAUUGAGAAGGAGCUCAAGGAGAUCUGCAAUGAUGUGCUGGGUCUGCUAGACAAGUACCUCAUCCCCAAAGCUACCCCAGCUGAAAGCAAAGUGUUUUACCUGAAAAUGAAAGGAGAUUACUACCGCUACUUAGCAGAGGUUGCCGUGGGAGAGCAGAAAAACGAAAUCAUCAGCAGCUCACAGGAAGCAUACCAAGCUGCCUUUGACAUCAGUAAGGAAGAAAUGCAGCCCACGCACCCCAUCCGCCUGGGCCUGGCGCUCAACUUUUCCGUCUUCUACUAUGAGAUCCUUAAUUUGCCGAGUAAGGCCUGUGAUCUGGCGAAGACGGCUUUUGACGAGGCAAUCGCAGAACUUGAUUCACUGAACGAAGAUUCAUACAAAGACAGCACACUGAUCAUGCAGCUACUGAGAGACAACUUGACACUGUGGACUUCUGACAGCCAGGGUGAGACCGAGGACGCCGAGGAUGGCAAGAACAACUGAAACACCAGAUUUUUUCCGGUUGUUAUUUCAGCCCGUCGUCAACACUGAGAUCACCUUGCAUCCCAGUUUUUUUUUUUUUUUUUUUUUUAAAAAGGUCUUUCACCGGUUUUUUUUGUCCCAUUUGUGGUUUUUUUUUGGGGGGGGGGAUUGGACAUGUUUCCUUUUCAUGCGAAAAGCAAAUGGGUAGGGGCUCUAACACAUGCAACGUGACGAGUCUACUAUGUCAGUUAUAUACUGUAUGUGUGUUCUUCAUAUGUAAAACAUUAUGAAGUGUUAGAUGUUGUUUGGAUACAGCUAUGUUUCUCUGCAAAGCCAACAUGGAACCAUCCUCAGUAUGGAGGAGGUUUAGUAUAGCUAGUAGAGUGUCUGGACAUGAAUUAUUGGAAUAACAGACUCGCCACCAGAAUCAUGAACUGUACCAAUGGGCAGAAAACUCAACAUUCCAUUUACUGUAAUCUGCUCGGAUGUUUUUCUUCACUACCCCUCAUCUUGGGUGACCAGCAAAAGCCAUUAUUUAACAGUUACGAGGUGUAGAUAACUAGGAGCUAAGCAAGCACUUAAAAGGCGUGAUACUCUUACAGUAACGUGUUUUGAGCAGAGCGGUAAAUUUCCCAUUUUGCUUAUGGUAGUCACUGUUUUUCAAAUUAGGGAUUUUUUUAAAAAUCUUUCUUUUGAUACUUGCCUAAAAUCAUGUGGCUAAGUAGUCAGUGUGGAGGACAAUUUGGCUGUCGGGCUGACUAGCUUUGUUUUGUGUCUGGAAUUUUCAUAUGGAGCACCCAAGUGUAACUGUUAAUUGGAGGGAAUGCGUAAUUUCAUGUGGAAUUAAAAAAAAAAAAAAAAUUAAAA
Scleropages formosus (Asian bonytongue) is the source of this 1764-nucleotide messenger RNA. Its product is annotated as 14-3-3 protein zeta-like. Lineage: Eukaryota; Metazoa; Chordata; Actinopteri; Osteoglossiformes; Osteoglossidae. Bases 16 to 918 code for a protein of 300 amino acids. The record is from RefSeq and is a predicted model, not a curated record. The transcript is spliced from 6 exons.